AAACAAAAUGGCGGAUCACAAGGAGUAGGACGUUGUCUGCGCUACGUGAGGGUUUUCAUUUAAUACCGUGUGCAACCUGUUAGUUUGUGUUUUGUCUGUAAACCGACCAUCCAUCGUACAUCACCGAAACCAACUUGAGCACAUUCUGCGUUCAAUUUUGCACAAAAUGUCUGACGUUAGGGACAUUUUUGAGUGGGAUGUUGACGUACAGGCAGAGCCAGGAACUGCGCCGCCGCCGAGCGCGUCGACCUCCUCGACCGCCGUCAACAGCACCGAGACCACGGCACAACAAGUACGGAAGAAAGAUGAGAUCAUUGGCAUUAUUGGCUCACAUUCAUCAGAGAAAAAAACAGAAAUCAAAGAAAAACCAUGAGUCCACAUUUAAGAGACCUGAGGGUAUGCACAGAGAGGUAUAUGCCCUGCUCUACUCCGACAACAAGAUUUGUAGGGAUCCUCCAGCGCUAAUACCAUCGGAUUCCAACCAGGGUUAUAAACAGAUGAAAGCAAAGUUAGGACGGAGUAAAGUUCGACCCUGGAAGCGGAUGUCAUUCACAAAUCCUGCCAGAAAGGACGGUGCAGUGUUUUACCACUGGAGGAGAGUUGCAGAUGAGGGUAAAGACUACCCGUUUGCUCGAUUUAAUAAGGAGGUGUCCGUGCCACUGUAUACCAGUCAAGAGUACCAGCUGAAUUUACAUGAUGAGAAAUGGACCAAACAGGCUACCGACCAUCUCUUUGACCUCUGUAACCGCUUUGACCUGCGAUGGGUCGUAGUUCAUGACCGGUUCGAUUACACAUCGUAUGGGAAGCGUAGUAUUGAAGAUAUGAAGGAGCGUUAUUACAGCAUCAUCAACAAAUUGUCCAAGGCUCGAGCUGAUCCCAGCCUGAGCAAUAGAGCGGCGCAGGUGUAUGACGCUGAACAUGAAAGGAAGAGGAAGGAACAACUGCUGAGAUUGUUCAAUCGCACUCAAGAACAGGUGGAAGAGGAGGAGAUGCUGAUCGCAGAAUUAAAGAAGAUCGAGUUGAGGAAGAAAGAACGCGAGAAGAAAACCCAAGAUCUCCAGAAACUUAUCACAGCGGCAGACAACAAUGCAGAGCUGCGACGGACCGAGCGAAAGAUUACCAAAAAGAAGAUUCAACUGCCUCAGAGCAAAUCAAGAAAAGAAUUGGAAGGAAGCUCCAAACAAAUUCUGGAAACUGGAGGAAUUAAGUUUCCAGAUUUCAAGCAGUCGGGAGUUUACCUCAGAAGCCAAAAGAUGAAGUUGCCGUCCUCAGUCGGUCAGAAGAAAACCAAAGCCAUAGAACACCUUCUUGAUGAGCUAGGGAUACCCAUUCAACCCAUGCCAACUGAGGACAUCAGUUUGCUCUACAAUGAACUCAGGUCUGACAUGGUCCUCCUGUACGAGCUCAAGUUGGCACACGCCAACUGCGAGUUUGAACUUCAGACUCUGCGCCAUCGUUACGAAGCCUUGGCUCCAGGAAAGCUCCCCUCAUCAGCCCUGUCGCUGAUCAACGCCAUGCCGCCAAUGGAGGAUCCCAACGAGAUACUACCAAUGUUGCUGGAGGAAGGAGGAGUGAUUGUUAAGAUGGAGGACGACACCUCGGAUGACCAAUCCAACAAGAAUAAGAAGCCUGUGUCAGAAAUCAUUGAUGUUGUCACCACAUCUCCUUCAACACCUCGCAAGAGACGAACAGCCAUUGAGCCGCCGACUGUAGUAAAGAAAAUCAAGAAAUUAUGAGGACUCGUUUCUCCAAAAAAGAAGGUCGUCUUAUUUUUCUUUCAUUAGAUAAAUAUUCUCAGAGAGAUAGAGAUAUGGACCAGGGUCAUACAUGUACCUCUUAAAUUAUUCAGUUGGAGAGAAAAAAUAGCUUUUCAAAAAGUCAGCAUACAAGAAGUUCUGAAAAGGGAAAAACUAUUGGGAAAAGUCGUUGAGAAACUUUGGAGCGGGCAACAGAGACCAUGGCCACUGGUGUCUGAAUGCCAAGACCAGAGCAACAGAUAGUGCAGAACUUCAACUUUAGUUCCAGAUAUAAUGUCAUCCAUGGAUUGAUGGUUAGUUGUGAACUCAUCAUAACUGUAGUUAGGGACACCUAGAAUACAUGAACGGAAUUUCAGCUUCUCAAAUCAGGUAAAAUAAUACAACAAAAUUGUGUCAAAAUGUUGCUCACAUUGUAGGGAAGCUUUAUACCCAGGACGUCAGUGGCACUCCUACCAGGUCUAGGGUGUCCCUAGCAAACCCAUACGGUCAUAGCCCUAGCUGUAACUACCAAUAUGGGUACGGCUUUGGUUUCUUUGUAAAAAUUAUUUUAUCAAAGAGAUGUGGCACAUGGUUGGUUUAUCAAGCAGGUGUUUCUGCCUAAAGCCCCGAAGAAAAAAUGUUUAAUAAUUGAAUCAUGAAUCUUGUGUUCUACUGAAUAGUUGAAAAGCAGUAUAAUUAAAUACUGUAUCUGGAGUGGUAGCUACAGCUACCAUUAUUUUAAGCAAACAGAAAUACCUUUGCUCCACAUGAGCUACGUCUACCUAUUUGUUAAAGGGUCUGGAUACCUUUGGUUUUUGGAACCCUUUGAAUGUUUCAAUCUUAUAUAAAUGUAAA
Messenger RNA from Asterias rubens (European starfish), 2591 nucleotides. Its product is annotated as DNA methyltransferase 1-associated protein 1-like. Gene Ontology annotation, molecular function: transcription corepressor activity. The record is from RefSeq and is a predicted model, not a curated record. Gene Ontology annotation, cellular component: nucleus; Swr1 complex; NuA4 histone acetyltransferase complex. Bases 198 to 1736 code for a protein of 512 amino acids. The transcript is spliced from 12 exons. Gene Ontology annotation, biological process: DNA repair; negative regulation of transcription by RNA polymerase II; chromatin remodeling. NCBI's taxonomy places the organism in Eukaryota, Metazoa, Echinodermata, Asteroidea, Forcipulatida, Asteriidae.